AUGAAGAAUUCACGCAAACUAUUCAUCUUUUUGGUUUUCCUCCUUCCAGUAUUUGGGAGAUGUGAAUCUGAUUUGCCAUAUAAGGAUUGCUUCAAAAACUUCAACUUACCCGGCCACAAACAGCUGGGAAGGAACAUCGACCGAGUUCUUUUUACUAUAUUGCGAAAGAUUCAGCUUAGUCCCGUAAACUACGCUUCCCACUUUGCUGGCAGAGGUUCGAAUGCUAUCUAUGGCCACGCUCAGUGCCCAAUGUACAUUAAUCGGUCGGAGUGUUAUUCAUGCGUUUUGAAAGCGAUACGUAGAAUAAAAAAGGAUUGCCAAUCUUCAGCAGAAGUGGAAAUUUGGUACGAACUUUGCUUCCUUCGCUACGAUUCCACAAAUUUUUUUAAGCAGGUUGUCCAGGGCCCCGUCUUUGGUUGGUCUCAAAAACAAAGUCCUGUUGCUCAUAGUUUAGACUUCAUAAAAACCGUGAACAGUGUAAUGGCAGAGGCCACUAUGAGAGCGAUCGCAGCAUCUACUAGGUAUGGAGGAAUGGAAAGUGUUAAUUCAGAGAACAACGUAGUUGUCCAUGGAAUGGUACAGUGCACGGGAGAUCUCGAACCAUUAGAAUGCAGCAACUGCCUAAAUUCAUUGGUGAAAGGUCUUCGAUCUAAUUGUGGAGGUGGAGCCUACUCAGAUUGCAUUAUGUUUGCUCCCAGUUGUAUGUCGAGAUAUGUAGGGGUGAACCGGACUUGA
Messenger RNA from Phalaenopsis equestris, 735 nucleotides. Its product is annotated as cysteine-rich repeat secretory protein 55-like. The coding region runs from base 1 to 735 and encodes 244 amino acids. Lineage: Eukaryota; Viridiplantae; Streptophyta; Magnoliopsida; Asparagales; Orchidaceae. The record is from RefSeq and is a predicted model, not a curated record. The transcript has a single exon.